Molecule: messenger RNA, 2230 nt
Organism: Galendromus occidentalis (western predatory mite)
Lineage: Eukaryota; Metazoa; Arthropoda; Arachnida; Mesostigmata; Phytoseiidae
Product: protein sax-3
Exons: 10
Coding region: 194-2230 (678 amino acids)
Biological process (GO): dendrite self-avoidance; homophilic cell-cell adhesion; axon guidance
Cellular component (GO): plasma membrane; axon
Molecular function (GO): cell-cell adhesion mediator activity
Source: RefSeq, a predicted model, not a curated record
CUAGAGGAAGGAGCUUGUCACUUUGUUCGUUGACACUAAAGUCUCGUGCUUAUUAGUUCGCCCGUGUGCCGUGCAGGUGGUGCAGUGAUCUUUCAAAUUUCGCUCGCAAGCAGGCGGCGGGGUGAACAUGAGUUGACUGAUCCGAACAGAAUUUGAGUGUUAUCCGAUUGGAUACGUUUAUUUUGCUGUGGCAAUGAUUCCGGUUUGGUUAGCACCGCGAUUAUUUUUCUUCGUCUUGAUUACCCACGUCCGAGCCGCUAAAGAGGAGUUAGUCGUCAUCGAGCAUCCUUCGGACGUCGUAGCGCUUAGGCACGACCCUGCUCAGCUGAGCUGCAACGUGCAAGGUGCGAAGCGCAUUAAUUGGUUCCACAAAGGCCGAGCUGUCACUUCCAACGGAGGAACCACCGUUUCGCUGGGCACCUUAUUCAUCCUUUCGGUGCUAACCCAUGACACAGGAGUGUAUUGGUGCGAAGGAGUGGCUGAGAACGGCAAAUCUGUACGCAGCAACAACGCGACGCUCAACAUUGCAUAUUUACGGGAGGAAUUCACCGUGAAGCCCAGGUCAACAGAAGCGUCGAUCGGAGGUUCGGUCGUUCUCGAAUGUACCCCACCGUCAGGUCUUCCCAAACCGGACGUCGAAUGGCUGAAGGAAGGCGUGCCCGUGAACGUCGGCACGGGCCGGAGCCGACUCCGGCUCCAGGGAGACAAUCUGCUCAUUUCUGAAGUGCGAGCUAACGAUCAGGGAGAUUAUGUGUGUAAGGCGGAGAACAUCGUGGGUACUCGAGAAACAGCUCCCGCCAAACUCAAAGUCAAGCUAACGAGUAAGCCCCACAUCGUCACUCCACCCAAGGACGAAACCGUACUCGCUAAAGAACACGCGAGCGUUCGAUUCGUCUGCACGGCCGGUGGAGAUCCAUCACCCAGAGUACGUUGGCGGCACGGCACUCGAGAGCUGAACGGCGACGACCGCUUGAUCCUCGCGUUAGAAGAGUCUAGAGGGUCCACAACGUCGACUCUGGAAAUAAGCGACGUGAACCCGGACGACCACGGAAACUAUACGUGCGAGGCCGAGAACGCUGCCGGCAGAGCCACGUCAACGUCCCGGCUAACUGUACACUAUCGACCGCAAUUCGCUGUGAUUCCGUCGAGUCAACACGUCUCGAUGGGAGCGUCCGUGGCUCUACGCUGCGCAGCAUCGGGCAAUCCGAGACCGGACGUUUAUUGGAGCAGAGACUCCCAGCCGGGCAAACUGCUCUUCCCAAACAACACGUAUGGACGGCUUUCGGUCGAUGCGUUCGGCACGUUGCUGAUUCCCCGACUCGGACUCGAAGACUCGGGGGUGUACAUCUGCACCGCUCUUUCAGCCAUUGAUACAAUCACAGCCACUGCCCGUGUGGAAGUUUCUCGUGGAGGCGCCGAGCAUCGGAGCGACCGUCAUCUGCUGCUUGAUCUCGUAGAGUCGCCGUGGCUACUGCUGUUAGUUUCGGCGAUCUUGUGUCUCAUUCUGAUUUGUGUGGCAGUCACAAUCUUGCUGGUCCUACGGAAAAUGCGGAACAAAACUUCUGCCGUCACGGAGGUGCCCGUCGCAAAGGGCGGAGACAUAAAUUUCUUCGCUGCUCUGGCCCAUCCUACCACUACGGAGUACUACUAUCCGCCUGGACGUGAGAAAAUGGUCCUUUACGAAAAUAAACUCAAUAUCAUGGAUUGUAAUUACCCCAUGGAAUGCGCGCCUCUCAGCGAGCCUCAGCGACCGUGUGCCAAUAAGCCAGAGGUUUCCAUGCCGGGUCCGUAUGCGUCAACGACCCUCGUCGUCGGUCUGCCGCGAAACGAAACCGGAACCGGAGUCCAUCGAAGGGCUUUUCCAGUGAACGGAGGCGCUCAGGGAGCCCACGAGCUGGAGAAUCUUCUCCAAGGAGGCUACUCGAACAGCGGAACGAGUUCGAGCGAGACGUCCAGCUUCGGUCAGAGGAGCGGGCGCUCGAGUCGGAGCAGUUCACGUCCUACGAGAGUGCGAGUUCAGGAGACCACGAGCUGUGAGGACAACACGGAACCCAUAUACAGUUUAGUUCCGGAGGACGUGGACGACGAAAGUGAGGUCUCUCAACUCAACAACUACCGAAGACGAGCGCCACCCCCGUCGGCGUCGCUGCCCCAAACCCCGCAGUUGAAAUUCUCAAGGAAAGAGAUGCCGAGUACGGAUUACUUGGUCUCGAGACAAAUCCAACUGUGA